Messenger RNA from Sorex araneus (European shrew), 739 nucleotides. RefSeq names its product fission, mitochondrial 1 (gene FIS1). Gene Ontology annotation, cellular component: peroxisomal membrane; mitochondrial outer membrane. Gene Ontology annotation, molecular function: protein binding. The coding region runs from base 115 to 573 and encodes 152 amino acids. NCBI's taxonomy places the organism in Eukaryota, Metazoa, Chordata, Mammalia, Eulipotyphla, Soricidae. Gene Ontology annotation, biological process: mitochondrial fission; mitochondrial fragmentation involved in apoptotic process; autophagy of mitochondrion. The transcript is spliced from 5 exons. The record is from RefSeq and is a predicted model, not a curated record.
GGGGAGGGGGCCUGCUUCCGCCGGACGCCGGAAGUGGCCGUCCGCCCCUGCCAGUAGGCCAUGGAAACAGAGGCACAGUAGUGUCUGAGGUGUGAGGAUUGCGGGGUGGCGGCCAUGGAGGCCGUGCUGAACGAGCUGGUGUCUGUGGACGACCUGGUGAAGUUCGAAAAGAAGUUUCAGUCGGAGCAGGCCGCGGGCGCCGUGUGCAAGAGCACGCAGUUCGAGUACGCCUGGUGCCUGGUGCGGAGCAAGUACAACGAGGACAUCCGGAAAGGCAUCGCCCUGCUGGAGGAACUGCUGCCCAAGGGAAGCAAAGAGGAACAGCGGGAUUACGUCUUCUACCUGGCCGUGGGGAAUUACCGGCUCAAGGAAUAUGAGAAGGCCCUGAAAUACGUGCGCGGGCUGCUGCAGACGGAGCCCCAAAACAACCAGGCUAAGGAACUGGAGCGGCUCAUCGACAAGGCCAUGAAGAAAGAUGGGCUGGUGGGCAUGGCCAUCGUCGGAGGCAUGGCCCUGGGCGUGGCGGGCUUGGCUGGACUCAUCGGACUCGCUGUCUCCAAGUCCAAACCCUGAAGGACGCACGGCGCCCCGCCCCUGCCCAGGGACACGUGGGAGCCCAGGAGGACACUCCGAGGGGCCUAUCUGUCCGCGCUGGCUUCAGCCUCCGCUCCCUGAGCCCUGCCCUGGGGCCCCAAACCAUGUACUUGGGAUAAGUGUAAUAAACUGGCUCUGGACUCAG